AUGGGAGGACAGGACAUGGCCCGACGGGUGCUGGCGGCCCCACAGCACGUGCUCUGCGUUGGAGGGCAGCGCUACCCGCUGGAGGUGACCGCGCACGACCCCGAGCUCAGCCCCGACCAGAUCUUCAUACAUGUUCACAUGGUAGUUGACUGUGGGAAGUUUCCUGAUGGCAAAACCCUUCUGAGGAACUUGCAUAAAGGCUACAGCAAUGUGCAGAUCAACUUUGACUCCCAGGACGGACACUGCAUAGUCAAGGGACCAUUCACUGAGCUGCAGGCCUUCAGCAGAGAUCUGCUGUGCAGGCUGAACAUCAAGAGCCAAGUGCCUGGAGAGAUUCUCCAGUCAGAAUGCAGCCAUGUGGCCCAAGGCACCAGGACCCAUGAUCACCAGCAAGUGCCUGUCUCUGUUGAAUCAGCACCAAAGACAACGAAACUGCCACAUGGGGACCAGGUGUGUGAAGAGGCAGCUGAGGCCCCACCAUAUCGGGGUCCAGUGGAUGGGGAAGCCAUGGAGGGGCUGGAGGACUUUUCCCUAGUGAUGGACUCAGAUAUUUACUUGUACAUGCAGAGGUUCUGUGCUCAUGAGUACCAUCGUGUGCUGCGCCAGCAUCAUGUGGAUGUGGUGGACAUUAGCAGUGAUGGCAUUGUCAUACUGUACCUCCAAGUGUCUGCAGGUGCGUCUGGGGACAGGGAUGCCCUGGGACAGGCCCGUCUGGCCCUGCAGGAGCUCUACCAGCAGUUGGAAGUGAGCUUGCGCAAGGAGAAGAUCGACAAAAGAGGCCUGGAUUUGGACAAGCAGACACAGAAGGCUCUGUCACAUGAGCUGCAAAAACGGUAUCCCCACCUGCUCUGCCAUGAAGAUGAGAGGCAGCUUUAUCUUAUCGGAAACCUGGUUGAUGUUUCCCAGGCCAAGCAGUAUUUUCAGGCUUUCAGCACCAGAAGAAGGCUUGCACACAGACUCAGCAAGCUCAGGAGCUCCCUGCCCUCGCACCCGGCAGCUGCUCACACCACAGAGGCUGCACCGCGCAAGCCCAAAAGCCCCAUGGACACCUCUCUCUCAAGACUGAGCCCAGGAAAGUUGGAGCUGCAAGGAGAGCCCAAGCUGGCUACCAGCCGCAGUGCUCCCAAGGCUGACAGGUCUCCAGCCAGUGCAGGACUUUUGCUGGAUCAGGACUCUCCACAAGUGGGACAAGCCUCACCUCUCUCUCAAGACUGA
Tinamus guttatus (white-throated tinamou) is the source of this 1215-nucleotide messenger RNA. The record is from RefSeq and is a predicted model, not a curated record. Lineage: Eukaryota; Metazoa; Chordata; Aves; Tinamiformes; Tinamidae.